This is a messenger RNA of Lobosporangium transversale, 723 nucleotides long. RefSeq lists its product as hypothetical. Gene Ontology annotation, molecular function: transcription coregulator activity. The coding region runs from base 1 to 723 and encodes 240 amino acids. The transcript is spliced from 2 exons. NCBI's taxonomy places the organism in Eukaryota, Fungi, Mortierellomycota, Mortierellomycetes, Mortierellales, Mortierellaceae. Gene Ontology annotation, cellular component: mediator complex. The record is from RefSeq and is a predicted model, not a curated record. Gene Ontology annotation, biological process: regulation of transcription by RNA polymerase II.
AUGUCUAGCGCAGGUGUAGGAACAGGAGCAGGAACAGGAAUAGGAACAGGAACAGGAACAGGAGUAGGAGGAGGCGCAGGUGUAGCACUCACCACAUCUACAGCAGCAACAACAGGGGCAGCAGUGACAGGAGUAGCAGGUGCUACUGGAACUGCUGCCACUGCCCCUGGUACUGCUGCUACCACCGCUGCCGCUGCUGCUGCUUCUAAAAACACCAGCCGAAGUGCACUCCAAGAGAUUGAAGAGUCUUAUAAUAAAAGACUUGAUCAGGAUAUUACACAGUUGAUGGAAUCCUUUGGGGAUAUUAUCCAAGGAAGGGCCACGAAUAUUGUGACGUCUGCAGAAUCCCUUUUGGCGAUGGUGACGGAAUUGAAGCAGACCUUGUUAUUGAACGAUACCAGUACCUUGGCAGAACUCUCAACAAGGCGACAAAAGGAGUUAUCGACUCAAAAGACAGCUGUGAAACAACGGAUCGUGGGAUUAAAAGAUGAAGUGGAUCGAACGAUAUGGGAAUUGGAACAGGCUUGUUAUGGAAGCAUGCCACCUUCUACUUUUUCUUCUUCUUCUUCUUCACAUCAACAUCCACAUCCACAUCCACGUUCAGAUUCACAUUCACAUGUACAAACAGAUACAACUACAGAUACAAUUACAGAUACACAUACUCAUGCACAUGCACAUACACAAUCACAAUCACAUACAGAUUCACAGGCACAGCAAUCAUGA